Molecule: messenger RNA, 1069 nt
Organism: Nannospalax galili (Upper Galilee mountains blind mole rat)
Lineage: Eukaryota; Metazoa; Chordata; Mammalia; Rodentia; Spalacidae
Exons: 2
Coding region: 27-752 (241 amino acids)
Source: RefSeq, a predicted model, not a curated record
GGGGUAUUCGGAAAGCAAGGGUAGCGAUGACCGCUUUUGGAGUGAGGCAGGUCGCGGCCAUCCACCGCUGCUGUGACUCACCCAGACAGCCCGGGGACUGGAAGGUGACUGGGGACCAGGAGCUGCCGGCGGCUUAUCCCUGCGAUAGAGGGUCCGGGUGGCCGGCAAUCGGACUCGAAAUCAAACGUCCCCUAGGGGCCACGGCGCCAGACCCGCCGGGGACCCUCAGCCCGGAGCGAUCCCAGCAGGUGGUUGGGGGCCCUUCCCAUCUAACGAUGUCCCGUGGGCGCCGAGUCCUGUGCCUGACCCCAGAGCUCUCCGGUACUCACCGAUCCCAGCCGGCGAAAGCGCCAUCCGGGGCGCGAAGGCUGUUCAGCGCAGGCGGGGCCGGGGCCGGCAGCGGCGGCGCUGUCCUGGAAGCACAGCUAGAGUCGAGGGACCGCCACGCGGUGAGAGCGGCGGCCGGGGCGCAGGACGCGGAGGAUCUUAUGCGCACCGACAUCUCCGGAGUUCCACAAUGCCGUUUGUCCCCCUGGGCUCUGUUUGGCACCGGCUGUCCGGCCAGAAGGCGCCAGAAGGGAGCUCAAUGCCUGCAAUCUUCACCUGCCCCUUGGAGCUGCUGUCUGGGCAGGCAUGGAGGUGUCUGUUCCCUGCUGAGGUUGACCAGCGAAAGAGGAAACAAAAACGGAAACCAGAAAAGCUUUGGGCUCGGUUAUCUCAGACCGCGUUUCUGUGACCUGGGAGGGCUGUAAGUGUGAAGGGCAGAGUCACGGUCCAUUACCUUCUGUCUUGGUUCUCUUCUUUGUCCAACAUCACAAAUUUUUUAAAAACUAUAAAAAUAAAAAUAAAAAACCGACACGACUUAGCAGUUUGGGUCUAAAUAUUUCCAGAUCCCUUCACUGCACAGUUUCAUUACCCUCCUCGCGGCAUUUUCCAGCUCGGCCCGACUUUGCUAUUGUGAAUUUUUAUUUGUGCUCUAUUGGGCUGAAAAAUCAAUCCUGCAUAUUUAUUCGCAAACUUUAAAGACUCAAAUACAAAUAGGAACUCUGUUUAGUGCCUCCUGCUGCAC